UGAAUAUUCAUUUUCCAAUACUGCGCAUAUGUUGCAUUUCGGCCAGGCAAGUCGUGACGAGAACGAACAGAUUUCAAUCAUUUUUCAUCCGAAUUAGGAGUUUCUUUCCUUCAAAUAGCCGCUGAUGGGCCGUUGACUCUUGAUUGCUUGAUGCUUUGAUUCGUUGCCUGCCCAACCUGAUCCUGCAGUCUGCUAAAAAAUCAGCUUUCACGAUCACCAAGCACGAUGUUGACCAUGGUUGAUCAUCUGCCCAAGUUUGGCUCCUAGUUCUACUGCAGGACGCUUUCUGCACAUAUUCUACAUCACUGCAGAAAUCCUGUCCUAUUAUGUGAUGUAAACCAUAUUGGUUUUCAAAAUACCAAGGAUUUCUUGAGGAGAUUUCUAAGUCACUGACACAGACCAUCAUGAGCGUCGGGCCCCUCAUCGGCGAGAUCGCCUGCGUCUUUCUGCUCUCCGUCUACUUGCUCCACAAGUACGGAGACUGGCGCAAGCAACAUGUCCUGGUUACCGUGACGACGUUCGUCUCAUGGUAUUUCUCCUUCAUCAUCAUCUUUAUGAUCCCCCUCGAUGUAACCUCGACAUUUUACAAGCAGUGUAUAGAUGAACACACCCGCAUACCCCUGACCACAUUCCAAACAACGACCGUAAGCACAGAUGCGUUGUCGCACUCGGUGAACACGACGGCAGCCGCGGUAGUGAACGCGACCAAGAGUCUGCCUAUAAGGAACGCCACAGCCUCACGUACAAUACGCGAGGCUCAGAAUGACGUGCCUUGUGAGAAACCGUGGAGUUAUAUUCCAGAGAACAUCUUACCCGAUAUCUGGCUGAUCGUCUAUUGGACGACCUUCAUUCUGACAUGGAUCAUCAUGCCGCUUAUGAAGUCCUACGCCAAUGCCGGCGACUUCACCAUAAGCGGUAAGCUCAAGUCGGCUAUCAUACAGAAUGCCAUUUGGUACGGUAGCUACCUGCUCAUCUUCGGUGUGCUACUGAUUUACGUCGCCGCUAACCCAAACUUGCAGCUGGAUGGUGACAAUUUACAAGUGAUCGGUAUCACAGCCAGCAACACCUGGGGUCUGUUCCUCCUAGUCCUGCUUCUAGGCUACGGCCUGGUGGAAGUCCCUCGUCAGUUCUGGGCGCAAUCUCGCAAGGGUUACCUCCUCAACUAUACUUACUUCCAGCUCGCUAAGCUGAGCACUGAGCGGUCCGAAGCUACUGAAGAACUGGAAGAUCUUUUAGAGGAUAUUCGGCGAGCCUCGGACUCGGUACGCUACAAUCAACCAAUCAGAAAACACGUCAACACCAUCAUCAGUAAAUGUCCUGAGAACUUCCAGGAAUCGCUCUCCAAACAUCUGGAUGACUUCAAGGACUAUUCUGACAAUAGACCUCGGAUUCCUACAGAGAAAGAGUUGGUCCGUUUACAUCAGAAACUCAUCUUUGCCUCGUUGGCAAAGCGGAGGACUGACGCACAGUGGGACGUGCUGAUAGAGAAAGCACUACACUUGGAAGACAUACAGAUCAACGAGAAUAAUCACACAAGGAAGUUCAAGCAUUCCUUUGACCCCAACUACUCCUUCCUACCCAGCUACAUCUGCUCCCCCACCGUGGAGUGGUACUGGUACGUCUGGUUGAUGCCCACCGUGCUUAAAGUUGUCGCCAUUCUCCUUCUUCUUUUCUCUCUGGUGGUCGUCUGGUCGGAAGUCACCUUCUUCAGCAUCGAGCCGGAACUCUCCUUAUUCGCAAUCGUCAUCGAUGCUGCUGCAAGAGAUUACAACUAUCUCUGCAUCGAGCUCCUAUCUUGUAUCAUCAUCGCCUAUCUCUGCUGGUGUGCUUACUACACCGUCUUCAAAGUCCGGGUCUUCAAUUAUUACUACCUGGCUCCUCACCACCAAACUGAUGAAAACAGCCUCCUCUUCUGUGGCACGAUGUUGUGCCGUCUCACUCCGUCUCUCUGCCUCAACUUCCUUGGUCUCAUCCAUCUGGAUGGUCAUGUGACCGGAAAAGAAGACAUGAUUGAGACAUCAUACACUUCAAUCAUGGGUCGUCAUAUAGACGUCUUGCCCUUCAUGGAGGCGGGUUUCUACAUCUACUACCCAAUCACCGUGGUGCUUCUCUGCAUCGCGACUUACUUCCAUCUCGGUAGUCGGUGUCUGUCCUUCCUUGGCUUUCAGCAGUUUGUGGGGGAUGAGGACAUGACGACCGAUCUCAUGAAUGAAGGUUUACAACUCGUCAAGAGAGAAAGGAGAAACAGACAACGACAGAUUGAUGGUGAACUCAGAAGGAAGAAUUUCCGGGAGCAGUUUCCAUCUCGGGAGAACGGAUCAGCACCGGUCAGCGGGAGUCGCUUCGGCCCUAAACCACGGGGCAGUGAUAGCGACACUAGCAGGCACAGCACUGGCUCAUUCAGUACCAAAGCCAAGUAUAGUCGUCGAGAGCCAGAAGAUUCCCGUGUGGAGUUACUCCGCGACAGCGAGCCCAUUGACUACAACGAAGAGAGUGCAGCAGAAUUCACGGACAGCCUACCGGACUACAGCAGCAGAAGGACAAGCAGCGGUCGUAGCACCAGCGGGUACUCAUCAGACACGGCCAUCGGGCGCAGCAUGGGCUUGGGCAAACCUAGAGGGGCGAAGGGAAUAUUUGAUGAUGUUUAAAAGGCGGGUGAGGAGCGAGGCCAAGUGGUUGGGGUCUGUGACUCAUUAUCCGAGGGGCAGGGGUCCGAAUCCAGCUGCUGGCCAUAUAUUGUGUCCUUGGAUUGAAGUACCCCCUCAAUGGUAAGAAAGGGAGAGUUGGGGGAAACCACUGGGUUGACCCAUCUGGGCUGAGAAAGUGGCAACAAGCGCCCCCUCUCUUGUUCGGGCACGGAGCCCAGUGUAAAUGCUUGAUGUCUGCUGCAUGUGAAGUGCAAAGAAUUAGUCAAUUGCUUCCUCCGUAUUGGAUGAUUUUGGAGGAUUCCUAGCAAAAAGGGAUUUAGUGCAAACUAAUGUUAGCUGUAAAGAAAUGAACGUACGGAUCAUUCUCGAAAUUCAGGGUCCAAAGUGUGACAUUUUUUCCUGUCCUCGAUUUUGAUGGAGUUGGGGAGGUUAGGGUUAGGGAGGUCAUCAGAAUUAUAAAAUCAUAGAAGUCAGAUGUAGGGACAGGACAAAAUGUGGACCCCAAGUUAUAGGACCCAUGUGGGAAUUUUUUUUUUUUUAAGAAUUGUGAAAGUCAUGGGAAUGUUUUUGAAGUUAUAAAUAUGUUUAGGAAACAUCCAUGCUGGAUCAAAUCAGGCUCGAUAUUUCUUUGGGAUUUGAAAUUCCUUGUUUUUUUACUGCACGUUGAAAUUAAUAGAAAAAUUUCAGAAGUCCUCAACCAGUUUGCGCCAGGCUUAUUUUGACAUUGACCGGACCCAGGCGGGGGUUGU
Molecule: messenger RNA, 3397 nt
Organism: Patiria miniata (bat star)
Lineage: Eukaryota; Metazoa; Echinodermata; Asteroidea; Valvatida; Asterinidae
Gene: lmbrd2
Product: G-protein coupled receptor-associated protein LMBRD2-like
Exons: 13
Coding region: 405-2648 (747 amino acids)
Cellular component (GO): membrane
Source: RefSeq, a predicted model, not a curated record